CAAACACACCUCCUCUCUCUCUCUAGAAAUAUUUAUAUGCACGCAGCACAAUCUGCUGAAUAUGCCAUUGGAAGUUGAUGCGGAAUUGAUUGAUAUGCUUCUUCAUUGCAAUCGCAACAUUGGUGGUGCAAUUUAGCUUUCCAAUACUCUUUAUCAUCGACUGAUGGAUGCAUAUAUAGUUAAUUAAUUGAUCAGCUGCUGUGAGAUUGUGGAUAAGUUAAUUCGAAGAUUUUGCAGUUGAAUGGUCCAUUGGAAAAACAGGAUUUGGAGUUUUUGACACACGCGAAUCAGUUGUAUUGUUAGAUUAGUUGCUUUUGAGCUAGUUUUGUUUGAUAAUAUGCUGGGGCCAGGGAUGCAGUUCAAUAGGACUACGAGCGGCGACGAUCUGUUUUAUAGCGUUUCAAGGAUUAAUCGGAGUCGAGAUUUUCUGCAGAAGGCUCAGAGUGAUGUUUUCUCGAGGCGGAAAGGCCGGCGCGGUGAGCCGUCGGAGGAGAAGUCUAACCAGAUAGCGCCGGCGGUGGCGUCUUCACUGUUGCCUUUGUGCAAUUUGCAGCGGUUUUUGGAAUCUGUUACGCCUUCCGUAUCAGCGCAGUACUUAUCAAAGAUGACUGUGAAGGACUGGAGAACAUGCAAUGUUGAAUAUCAGCCAUUCUUUGUGCUUGGUGAUUUAUGGACUUCGUUCAAGGAAUGGAGUGUCUACGGCACUGGAGUGCCACUGAUAUUGAAUGAUUCCGAUUGUGUGGUUCAGUAUUAUGUUCCAUAUUUGUCGGGCAUUCAGCUUUAUGCUCAGCUAUCAAAGAGAACAACCAAUUUAAGGCGUAAUGGUGAAGAAAGCGAUGGCGAAUACUUUAGGGAUUCAAGCAGUGAUCGAAGCAGCGAUAGUGAACAAGAAAGAAGUGGCUUGAAAUGUGCAAGGGAGCAACCCAACCAUCUCCACACAAGUGAUAUUCUUAGAGUAGAAAAUUUGUUAGCAGAUCAAAACACAAUUUACCAAGAAGGUUUUUCAAGCGACGAAGGUGAAUCCGGAAGCCCACAAGAUUGCUUGCUGCUCGAGUAUUUUGCCAGAGAGCAACCAUACUGCCGAGAACCGUUGGCAGACAAGAUCUCUGAUCUCUCACGUAGCUUCCCAGAAUUAAAUGUGCUUCGAAGCUGUGAUUUACUUCCCUCCAGCUGGAUGUCGGUGGCAUGGUACCCCAUUUACCGUAUACCAACGGGACCAACUCUACAAGAUUUGGAUGCAUGUUUUUUAACCUUCCAUUCUCUGUACACUCCCAUCACAGGCAGUGACACAAUGCAUCCUCCAAAUGUAAAAUAUCCGUCCGACUAUAAUGGUAUGCCGCAAAUUCUGCUCCCAGUGUUCGGCCUUGCUUCGUAUAAAUACAAAGCGUCGCUCUGGACCCCGCGUUCGGGACAUCAGCUCUUGGCGAACUCUCUGCUUCAAGCUGCUGAUGAUUGGGUGAACUCACUCCACGUCAGCCAUCCCGACCACUCUUUCUUCUCCCGCAGAUCACGGCGGCGACAAACAAAGAACCAGAAAUACACACACACAUAUAUAUAUAUAUAUAUGAAUAUAUAUGAUAUAUAUGUGCCGAUGUUUUGGAGUGAGGAUUGAGAUUAAGAUUGAGAAGUAUGAUGAGAAAGAAAUUUUGGUAAAAAGUACAGGAGUAGUAACCUUUGUUUUCUUGUGGACGUUGUGUUUUGGCAUGUUGUUUUAUAGAGAUGGCUAGUCCUUUUCUUAUAUAUGGUGUCUUGUAGAAAAUACUUGUUUUUUUUUUUU
Molecule: messenger RNA, 1777 nt
Organism: Andrographis paniculata
Lineage: Eukaryota; Viridiplantae; Streptophyta; Magnoliopsida; Lamiales; Acanthaceae
Exons: 7
Coding region: 338-1612 (424 amino acids)
Source: RefSeq, a predicted model, not a curated record